Hibiscus syriacus is the source of this 1618-nucleotide messenger RNA. RefSeq names its product AAA-ATPase At2g18193-like. Lineage: Eukaryota; Viridiplantae; Streptophyta; Magnoliopsida; Malvales; Malvaceae. The record is from RefSeq and is a predicted model, not a curated record. Gene Ontology annotation, molecular function: ATP hydrolysis activity; ATP binding. The transcript has 2 exons. Bases 37 to 1542 code for a protein of 501 amino acids.
UGAAUCUCCUAACACUUUACUUCGAGUCUUCAUUCAAUGGUCGCCAUGUUUUCAUCUUCAGAAAUGUCUAAAACAGCAUCUUCAUUAUUCUCCUCGUACGCCUCCUUUGCAGGCUCCAUGAUGCUGGUCCGAUCCAUGGCCCACGAACUCAUUCCCCACCCACUCCGAUCCUACCUUCUCAAAACAUGCCGCUACUUCUUCGCUCCUCUCUCCUCCGACCUCACCCUCGCCAUCGACGAGCGAUGCGGGAUGGGCAAGAACCAAGUUUACGAAGCAGCCAAACUGUAUCUCAGCACCAGGAUCAGCCCCAAGACGGAGCGGCUCCAAGUCAGCAAAACCAGGAAACAAAACCACCUCACCAUCGCCAUCGACAACGGCGAAACAGUAGUCGAUCGUUUCGAAGAUGUUCGACUGACAUGGAGGUUUGUUUCUGCAAAAAUACAGAAGCCUCCAUACGGAGAAAAAAGUUACUUCGAGAUCAUCUUCAACAAGAAACACAAAGAUAAAGUUUUGAACUUUUACUUGCCCUACGUUUUGCUCAAAGCCGAGGAGAUAAAAAACAAAGACAAGGCGAUAAAGCUUUAUAGUCGUCAAUGUCCAUUCAGUGAAGAUGAUAAUGAAAGAAGGGGUUGUUGGGGUUCAAUAAUCCUUGACCAUCCAGCUACUUUUGAUACUUUGGCUAUGGAGCCAGAUCUGAAAAAGAUGAUCAUUGAUGAUUUGGAGAUGUUUUUGAAGAGGCAAGGGUAUUAUAAGAAAGUGGGAAAGGCUUGGAAAAGAGGUUACUUGCUGUAUGGUCCUCCUGGCACUGGGAAAUCCAGUUUGGUUGCCGCCAUGGCUAAUCAUCUCAAGUUCGAUAUAUAUGACUUGGGGCUCACGAGUGUACACUCUGAUGCUGAAUUAAGGAGGACACUGCUGUCGACAAGUAAUCGGUCGAUACUGUUGAUUGAAGACAUUGAUUGCAGCUCUAAGGUUCUUAAACGACAACCUACAAACAAAAACAGACAUCAUGAUGCUAAAUCUGGGCAGUUGACACUGUCUGGUAUACUAAACUGCAUCGAUGGACUGUGGUCAAGCUGUGGGGAUGAGAGAAUUAUUGUGUUCACAACUAAUUACAAGGACCGAAUCGACCCUGCUCUGUUGCGGCCAGGUCGAAUGGACUUGCACAUCAACAUGUCCUACUGCACCACUGCAGGAUUCAGGAUUUUAGCUUCCAAUUAUCUGGGAAUCGGCAGCAAACAUAACCCUUUGUUUGGAGAAAUUGAUGGCUUGCUCAAAAGUACAGAGGCGACCCCAGCGGAGGUAGCUGAGGAAUUGAUGAGGAGUAAUGAUGCUGAUGCUGCUCUUCGAGGUCUUGUUGAGUUCCUCAAACGCAAGAGAGAUGAAACCAAGAAUGAAACAACAGAUUGUGGUGGAGUUGGUUCCUCCAUCACAAGAUUGAAGGAAAUAGUAUCAAGAGUUAAGAGAUUGAAAACGGAUGGUGAUCAAAAGAUGGUGAACAGAAAAAGAAUGGUGAAUGGAAGAAUUGGGUUGAGAAGAAUGUAAACACUGCAUUUUUUUCUACCAAAAUUAGCUCAAUGCAAAUCACUGAAUUAUGAAUAAAUUAUGCCAUUUAAAUUGA